UGAUGCCAUCGAGGAUUCUCCAGCUCUAGUUUUUAUCGCCUAAUUGUUCUGUUAUUUUGUAAAGUUUUUUUAAUAUUUGUGACAAAUUUAUUCCGUUUAAGUUGAAUGCUUUCUUGAGAAAUGCAUUUCAUCACGUGGGUGUGGCGCCCGGAUUCAAAUCUCUCGACUCACUAAAAUGUAUGGAUAUUGGAAUAUGCAAUCAAAAAAAGUACAAGGACUGGUCUAGAUUUGGUGCGAACGACCCUCGGAGACCGCUAAUAUAUUUUCUAGGAUUCAAUAUUCCGAACAGCUUCUACCAUGGACGGGUUGGAACAGCAACUGAGGGAGCUGACCAUACUAAAUAGUAGGCCACUACCACCUCGAAUGUCCGCUGAUGAAUAUGUUCGGCAUGGAAAUGUGGCUGAACUGAUUGAAAACUUACAGCAUAGGUCGUCGCCGUCUGCUGUACUGAAUACAUAUGCAUCCGGCACUAGAAAGACAGCUCCUUGCAUUCCACCUAAACCACAAAAAAAACAAAAUGAAAUGCCCCAGGUUCCACUCAGUAAGCGAGUUACCUGUUCCCGAGAGCCGCUUUACUCGCAGCCUUUACAUGGGUUAGACAAAGUCACAACGAUGUCUGGGUCAGCUGCUGAAGACAGCCAAUGCGGUCCUAUACUUAUGCGAAAACAGCCUAUUUAUGCGAUUCAAAAUUCCGAGAAACCUAACAGUAGUAAAUCAACGCUGGAUAACCCUGCAGUUUUAGAACAACAAUUGGAAGCUCUAGCUUAUCAUAAACUUCAAAUGGAAAAGAGGGGUCUCUUGGGGACCGGACAUAUGAAAUCCGUAGCUAGCAUUCCAAAGUUGUCGUCAAAUUCGUUAAGUAACAGUUCGUCGGAUGUCAUUUAUAGCAAUCUGCGAUCUUCAACCGAAACUUGCACAAGUAGAUCUGGGGAUUUUAAGGGUCUUUAUGGUAACAUGUCUUCUCAGACUGAAACCGCUGACUCGAAUGUCCACUUAGCCGAUUCUAAUACCAAUACAAUAAGAAGGGGAGCUGGGUCUGAAUCUGGAUCUCGAAUGCUCUCCAUUUGCACCAAUUCAAUGUCUGAUAAGGAAAUCGAAGAAGAGCUGCCGGCGCCUCCUAGCCCUGUGAGCGCCGUUAGUUCAUCGUACAGUGAACUUCGUCGAGCCACCGAUGUGUUCAGCAAUAGUAAAUCUAUAGAUCUAAUAGAGAAUCCUACCAACUUACUGCCGUCGGGGGUUCAACAGUUACCACCAGAAUUCACUAUUAAAAAUUAUCCCGAGCAGCACUAUGCAGGAUACAAUUCAGUGAACAAGAAUCAUUCGGAUAAAGCCAAUGGAGACUAUUAUGGGUAUGGUGUAUUAUCUCAGAGCUCUUCAACCUAUGAUUCAAUAUACGAGCCAAUAAAUCCUCGACCACCUGGCGAAAUGAUUUCUCGCAGUUGCUACAAUAUGUACGUAAAUGAUCCCAAUAUUUUAGGCAAUAAUUUAGACAACAACGGCGGUGGUGUGGGAGUAGCAAAUAUGCCCAUGUACGUUAGUGGCGAUGCCCAUGCUCUCGCAGAGGGCAAUGAAAAACAUAUUGGUUAUCCUCAAAAAGGAAAUAACAUCGAUGGCAAUGUGUCCCAAUAUGUGUCAUCCUCUGCCUCCGUUGAUACUGCAAACGAAUUCGAGAAUUAUGGUCGAUGCGUAAAAUGCAACGAGCGUGUGUUGGGUGAAAACAGCGGAUGCACUGCAAUGGAUCAAAUUUAUCACAUAUCUUGCUUCACGUGCAACGACUGCCAAAUCAACUUGCAGGGAAAACCGUUCUAUGCAUUGGAGGGAAAGCCAUACUGCGAGUACGACUAUUUGCAAACGCUCGAAAAAUGCUCCGUCUGCAUGAAGCCCAUUUUGGAAAGAAUCCUAAGGGCUACUGGAAAGCCAUAUCAUCCCCAAUGCUUUACAUGCGUUGUAUGUGGUAAAAGUUUGGAUGGCCUCCUCUUCACUGUCGAUGCCACCAAUCAGAACUACUGCAUUACCGAUUUCCACAAAAAAUUUGCUCCGAGAUGUUGUGUUUGCAGAGACCCCAUUAUGCCGGAGCCGGGACAAGAAGAAACGGUGCGGGUAGUUGCCCUUGAUCGGAGUUUUCAUUUGGGAUGCUAUAAAUGCGAGGACUGUGGUCUUCUAUUGUCAUCGGAAGCGGAUGGUCGUGGAUGCUAUCCCUUAGAUGACCAUGUUCUCUGCAAAAGUUGCAAUGCCCAACGUGUUCAAGCUCUAACAAAUCGAAUGACAUCGGAAAACUAAAGAAUAGUCAGUUCAUUUAUAAAUUCCAUACUCGUAGCUUUACCUAUUUAAAAGCCAUUAUAAUAGACGCAUUUAAAAAAUUUAAAAAUACAUACAUAUAUGCAUGUCGUUAAUAUA
This is a messenger RNA of Drosophila willistoni, 2397 nucleotides long. RefSeq lists its product as uncharacterized. Gene Ontology annotation, cellular component: stress fiber; focal adhesion. The coding region runs from base 298 to 2280 and encodes 660 amino acids. Gene Ontology annotation, biological process: cell-cell adhesion. The transcript has 9 exons. NCBI's taxonomy places the organism in Eukaryota, Metazoa, Arthropoda, Insecta, Diptera, Drosophilidae. The record is from RefSeq and is a predicted model, not a curated record.